This is a messenger RNA of Ostrinia nubilalis (European corn borer), 2433 nucleotides long. Its product is annotated as mucin-3A-like. The record is from RefSeq and is a predicted model, not a curated record. The transcript is spliced from 10 exons. Lineage: Eukaryota; Metazoa; Arthropoda; Insecta; Lepidoptera; Crambidae. The coding region runs from base 45 to 2036 and encodes 663 amino acids.
GGAAUAUUGUGACAGUGUGGGAUACUAGUUUGUGUUUAUUUAAAAUGUUUCGUUACACUUUAUUCGUGAUGAUUAUCAAAGUUGUUAUAGCUGCUUCAAAUGAAACUGCUUCAGUACGAUUAGAGCCCCUUACAAAAUAUAAAAUUGUUGAGUUAACUGAAAUGGCAGAAUUAUGUGGCCAUUUGGAGCUAUCAGAAUCCGAAGAUGAAAAAUUAAAGAAAACGGCCCUUUGUAAUCUUGAAACGAAAUCAAUAGAUGGGAAAAUGUACAUCAGUGCUUCCAGUGUCUGCAAAUGUGUUGGGUUUGAAACUAAUCUUAUAAACAAAACAAAGCUGACGCACGAUGAAAGAAAUCACACAGAUUAUACAGAUACUCCUCUUAGUACUACAGUUUCAAGAUCAGAUGUUAAUACUAGUAGUACCAGUGUAAACGACACUGUACUAUCAAGUGAAAUAAGUACUAAUAUCGAUUCAACAACAGAUUUUACAUUUGAGACUCCAUAUCCGAUCACAAUAAGCGAAGUGAUGACUUUGCAUGAUACCACAUGGAAUACAACCAACCCUACGGAUUACACCGAAGAAUUGAGUGACGAAACUCCAUAUGAAGAAACUGAUGUAUGGUUGAUAGACUUAAUUUUAAUAUUUAAUACUACGACAACAGAUUCAAUGUUUGCGACUACCUAUCAAAAUAAAACAAGCGAGGUGGCUGAUGUGACAUUGAAUACAACCAUUGACACUAUUAAUUAUACUGAAAUAUUGACUGAUAAAACUCCACACGAUGAAACUGACCUGAAAGAGGUGAUUUUGACUACUUACCGAAAUAAUAAAACAAGCGAAGCUUUUGAUGUGGAUAAUACAACAAUAAAUACAACCAAGAGCACUAUUGAUUACACUGAUGAAUUAAACUAUACAACUUUGCAUAAUAAGAUGGGUUUAUUUUCAAAACGGGAAAUUUUGACAACUAUUGCUACGAUAACAGAUACGACAGUUGAGACAGCACAUGAAAAUAAAACAAGCAAACUGAUUGCUUUAGAUUAUACGACGCUAAAAACAACCAACAACACUUUUGAUAAACUCAAUGAUACAACUUCGCAUAAUCGAACUGAUCUAUUGUCGAAAGAGGAAAUUUUAACAACGAUUGCUGCAUUAACAGAUACGAUAGUUGAGACUACGCCAUAUGAAAAUAAAACAAGCAAACUGAUUGCUUUGGAUUAUACAACUAACGUCACUGUUAUUUAUGGUGAUGAAUUAAGUGAUAAAACAUUGGUUGAUGAAAUUGACGCAAGGACAAAAGAGGAAACUUCGAAAACUAAUGCCGCCAUUUCAAAUACGACAAGUAAGAUUAUGUUGCUCCUCGAUGACGAAUUAAGUUAUACAGAUGAUAAGUAUAUGGAAUUAGCUAAGGAUAUGUUAGAACAAUAUCAUGCCAUGCAAAACGCAACUUCUGAUAUUUUUACAAAAGACUCAGAAGAAAGUUAUCACAGUUCUUUUAAAUCAGAGAGUGUUACAAACUAUGGAAAAAACACAGAAUGGUGGAAUAAGUAUACUUCAAAACAACCAUACAAAAUAUCUAAAUCUGCACCAGAUACAAAUAACGAUAGUGAAGAGUCUCAUACAACCCUUACAAGUUUUGCCAAGAAUAAUGAUGAUGAAAUUAGUACAAAGAUAAUUAAAGAAUGGAAAGAUGGUUCAGGAGAUGGAUCCAAUUUAGUUGAUGACGAUGAUUUUAAUGAACGUGCGAGUGAUUCAAAAACUGAUGAUACCUUGAAUACUCCGACGGACACAACAUUAUCACAAAAGAACAGUAAUAUCGGGUACGGUGAACGUACGAGUGAUUCAAUAACUGGUGAUACCUUAAAUACUCCGACGGAAGCAACAUUAUCACAAAACAACAAUAAUAUUCGGUACGGCAUUAUUGCGCUCCUUGUCUUUCUUUUGGCUGGGCUAGCCUUAGUUGUCCACUUGUGGUGUCAUAAAAGAGGCUCAUACAAUUUAAAUGCGGCUAAUAGUAGUAAUAUAGAAAUGGCUUCAAAGUAAGGAACUAUGACAUCUUUCUAGGAAUAAAGCCAUAUUGGAAAACUUUGAACAACUUAAUUUGUGACGAAUUACAUUUAUUUAUUUUUAAUUUUAUUAUUGUGAGGUGGUCUUAUUAUUAAAUGGUCUCUAAAACCGCUCGUCUGCCCGCCCUGAGUUUGACCAUGAUUCGCACGGGCGCUGUCGCCCACUCGGUGGCGCGGUGAUUUAUUGCAAAUGGCGUGAAAGCGAAAACGCCCGUAAAACGCGGCGUUUACUGCGCGUUCGAUUGCUUCAUGUGUAAAUGCCUUUACGCAUCGUUGUGAUUGCCUUUGAUUGUGUAUUUUGUAAACAUCGAUGAUUUGAUUUUUAUAGUUUUGAAUAGGAAAUCGACUGAAAUUAUAAGUUUGAUAAUGUCUAA